AAGGAAAUCAGAAGAGAGAAUCUCAGACAUCUCACUAACGGCUACGGUGAAAUAGGUCACCGUUUCCUCGGUUUCCCGGAACGGCAACUACUCCGACAAGACGCCGAGGAAGGGGGGCGAGGGAAACAAACUAAGCAGAGAAGGAAGGAGCGUGAGGGGCCAUGGUGGAUCUCUUUGCAUGGCUUCUUUCCUUCUUCCUUCUAGUGGCCAUUCUUGGUCUUCUCCUUUACCAGCUAAUGUGCUUAGCUGACCUUGAGUAUGAUUAUAUCAACCCAUAUGAUUCAGCAUCCCGGAUAAAUAAAGUUGUCGUGCCUAGUUUUAUUGCUGAAGGGAUGCUAUGUAUCCUACAUCUUAUAGCAGGUCAUUGGUUUAUGUGUCUGCUGUGUCUCCCGUAUUUAUACUACAACUUCAAAGUCUAUACUCAUGGUCGCCACUUGUUGGAUGUGACGGAAAUUUUCAAUCAACUUCCCUGGGAAAAGAAGAUACGGUUGUAUAAGCUUGGAUAUCUGGUCUUACUUCUUGCAUUUUCCAUAACCUGGAUGGUAUGGACCAUAGUGGAUGAUUAAGCAACUAGCGGUGCUUCUACUUAGGGGGUUCUGUGUGAUGAAGGAUGUGUGGGCUUCUUUGAGCAUUAUCAUCACUCUUUGCUCUGAGUAUUUGUGUUUUGUGAAAGGUUCAAAAUCUCCAGUUCAAGGCAGCCAGGUUGGCAGGCACCUGGUUUUUUGUAAUGAAAUGUAUAAUGUGAAAGUAAUUUUCAUAAUUUUCACUUAUGUAUUAGUAAAGCUUUUUCCCCAUAAACUCAUUCUUGUAUUCCAACACCAACUUUAUGCUACGGAGUAUAAUGAUUUCUUUUUUCUCUUUAAUAUCAAA
Molecule: messenger RNA, 870 nt
Organism: Ipomoea triloba (trilobed morning glory)
Lineage: Eukaryota; Viridiplantae; Streptophyta; Magnoliopsida; Solanales; Convolvulaceae
Product: protein cornichon homolog 4-like
Exons: 5
Coding region: 162-566 (134 amino acids)
Biological process (GO): vesicle-mediated transport
Source: RefSeq, a predicted model, not a curated record